GGAGGAAGGAGGGGGUGGGCACAGGAAAGAGGGGAAAGAAAAAAGAAAAAGAAUCACAUGCCACAGUGUCUGAAUAUAUCCUUUACUUGUAGAUAAUUCCAUCUGAGUUGCACUUUUGCCUUUUUAUUUCCGUUUUUGGACACCUCUUUUAUCAUCCAGCCAACUGGAAUAGACAAAGCACAGUUGGUGCCCUGAGCGACAGAACUCUGCUUAAACAACAGAAUUUGCUGCUCUCCCUCUCCUAUCCUGCAAUUUAAUUCCUUACAGAUUUUGCCAUGGGGUGCGGACUUAGGAAGCUAGAAGACCCUGAUGAUAGCAGCCCUGGAAAAAUAUUUUCUACCCUGAAGAGACCUCAAGUGGAAACAAAGACAGAAUUUGCUUACGAAUAUGUAUUGCUGGAUUUUACUUUACAAGCUUCGCCAAACCCAGAAGUCAUCAAGAUAAAUUCAAUUCCAGAUAUAGUAACAAAAGUGGAAGAUUACUAUCUUAAAGGAUAUAUUGUUGGGGCUAUUCAUCCUGUUAUACAACCUGUGCGGCAACGAAAACACCUACCUGCAAGUUACCUAUAUAGGGUGGUGCUGUCACGCUUGAAAUUAAGCCCGAAGCAUUCGGCAUCACCCACUGGACAAAGACGCCCAAGGCUUGUGAUUGAGGAAUGUCCUCUAACUUAUGAGACACAAACAAAUGAUGUAGCAAAAGAACUGAUAGAAAAGAUUAAUGUAGCUGCUAAAAAAGGAAUGAGAUUUGUUGGAUUCAUAUCACAACAUUAUCCACCAUUCUGCAAUGGAGCCAACCAUGAUGGAGAUAUAGAAUCACCACUACAUGUGAGACACACUUCAGAUGAAAACUGCAAAAGUUGGAAUGAAGGAACAUUAAGUGGGCAAUCAUCUGAAAGUGGAAUUGAGGAAGAAUUUCAUCAUGAAAGUGGACAGUGUCAAGUGGAACAAGAUGGCAGCCCCAGUUCCUCUAAAUCAAGAAAGGGAGAAGAUAACAAGUUGUAUACAGUCUUCAAUGUCUUUGAUGAUGAAUCAACCUCCUGGACCUAUCAGGAGGGCAUCCUGUCAGUGAAAGUAACAAGAAAAGGAUCUGUCAUUAGUACACUUGAUGCCGAUUGGCUGGAGCUAACUACAUUUUAUUAUAAGCAAGGCUUGUCUUUAAUUGAUUCUUUUGUGUGCUGGGAAACAUCUAAAGGGGACCAUUUGCCUAAAUCUUUGGAAGGGUUCUUUAUCUAUGAAGAAGAAGGCUCUGGAGUUCCAGGUUCCAGUAGGAAAGGAAAUGAUGCCAUCGUAGUAGAACAAUGGACUGUUAUCGAGGGCUGUGAAAUCAAGACGGAUUACGGCCCUCUGCUGCACACUCUGGCUGAGUUUGGGUGGCUCCUGACCAGCGUGUUGCCUACACCGAUACUGAGACAUGACAGUGAAGGGAAUUUGGCUACAAAGCAGGUUGUGUUCCUUCAGAGACCAGUUAUAUGGAAUUCAGCUGCUCAAACACCAGAAAGGAAAGCCAGCCGGCAUAUAAAAGGUGAUGACAGGAACAAAGCCACCAGUAGAAGCAUCGGAUCGGACACGGCUGCGUCACCAUCACAAGCUCCAGAGAACAGAAAGCCGCCUGAGGAGGGCCUCCUCUCCCCUAGAGAAUGCUGGAUGAAGGAAAAGAGGCCAGCACACUACAGCAGCUUCUCUGGGUUCAGCAGCAGUGACAGUGUCCUGCGGGAAUUAGACGAUGGACAGUUUGAUCAGGAAGACGGAGUCACUCAGGUCACUUGUAUGUGAGCUUUGAAGGAAAGCAACAGAAGGCGUUGUAAAUAACUAUGAAAAUAACUGCCAACUGACCUUCUUGUAUUUCUUUAUCUGCAUUUAUGUAAUACUUCGAAUUUUUACAGACUCCGGCUUUCUUCUAAUUUACGUAAAUU
Molecule: messenger RNA, 1912 nt
Organism: Rhinolophus ferrumequinum (greater horseshoe bat)
Lineage: Eukaryota; Metazoa; Chordata; Mammalia; Chiroptera; Rhinolophidae
Gene: RFTN2
Product: raftlin family member 2
Exons: 10
Coding region: 276-1772 (498 amino acids)
Source: RefSeq, a predicted model, not a curated record